CUCGCUCGACCAGCACAUUCGCCUCGAGGGUAUAAAGACUCGCCUGCGCCGGAAGGGAACCCCAUUAUUCCCAGUCGCUUCCGGACAGUCUAACGAGCUGCUCUUGACGAGAGUUCACGACUCCUUCACGAUCCUUCCCGCACACAUUCCACUUUUACGACUUCUCGCCGAGGAUGAAGCGCUUCGCUGUUUUCGCUGCGGUGUCUGCAGCUGUGCCAUACGUCGCCGCCCACGGUUUCGUCAGCCAGGUUAUCAUUGACGGACAGGCAUACGAGGGGAACGUGCCCAACGAUCAUCAGGGGCCCAGUCCGAUCCGCCUUGUCUCCGACAUCAGCCCAGUGAAGGGCGCGACCAACAAGGACCUCUUCUGUGGUCUCAACGCGGCUCUUGCCGAGAUGGUCGUUCCUGCCAAUCCUGGUAGCAAUGUCACCUUCCAGUGGUCCGGCGGCGCUGGUCAGAAGUGGCCGCACAAUACUGGCCCGCUCAUGACCUACAUGGCUUCUUGCGGGAGCACGUCCUGCGACAAAUUCGAUUCGUUGGAUGCGGAAUGGUUCAAGAUUGAUGAGGCGGGGAAGAAGGAUGCCGAUACCUGGAUCCAGCAGGAUAUCAUGAAUGGCGAUUCCUACACGUUGACCCUUCCCGAGAACCUCAGCCCCGGAGGAUACCUCAUCCGUCACGAGAUCAUUGCCCUCCAUUUGGCAGUAACGGAAGGUGGCGCUGAGUUCUACCCCUCUUGCACUCAAGUCCAGGUUGGUGGCAAUGGUAACGGGCAGCCGAACCAGACCGUCAACUUCCCCGGUGCCUACAAGGAUGAUGACCCAGGCAUCUUCGACCCUUCGGUCUUUGACUCUGGAGCGACGUAUGUCUUCCCCGGACCCCCCAUUUCCAAUCUUGCCUCCACCCAGGAAGAGGUCACGCCCGAGGUCUCGAGCGUGCCGUUCCCAUCCGGCACAGCUGUUUCGGCAGGGACUGGGACCGGCAAGACGUCCGGCCCGAGCGCCACCCAAAGCUCGGCACCAUCUGCGUCCGCGACUGGCAGCUCUGGGAAUUCUGGCUCAUCCGGAUCCAGCCCAUCUUCGGGCUCGAACGCACAGUGCAGGCUGAAGAAGCCGAGCGCGAGCAAUAGCUCGGACCUGUUCGUCGUGCGCCCGCGGCAUCUCAGCCGCGUCAUGGCGCGCCUACUCCACCACUCCUCAUAAGCGGAUGCAUCCUCUUUGGUGUUUACUUUGCGUAUUUAUAGGUUUAAACGCGAUACACGUGCAUGGCGGGUCCUGAUGUUACACGGUAUACGAUCGUCACGAUGCUCUAUCUAUAGAUGUACUUGUACUAUCUCACGUUCCUUUGUAGCUCUUAGUUCACUGGGUUGUAAUAUUAUUGCAAGUAGGUUUUGCCGUAGC
Molecule: messenger RNA, 1397 nt
Organism: Dichomitus squalens LYAD-421 SS1
Lineage: Eukaryota; Fungi; Basidiomycota; Agaricomycetes; Polyporales; Polyporaceae
Exons: 5
Coding region: 174-1199 (341 amino acids)
Source: RefSeq, a predicted model, not a curated record